AUGGCUGCUUUCUCACGUAUCGUCCGGUUCCGUAAUUCCGCCGGCCAAAUUUUCUACGGAGAGGUACCUGGCGACGACUUGGUGGACCAGAAGUCCCUGGUGGGCAGCAAGGUAGCUGUCUACAAGGGAGAGUCACCCUUUGACAACGACUUCAGCCUGACCGAUAACAAGGAAGAGAUUUCCGAGGUCCUCGCUCCACUGGCGCAGGUACCGAUCUUUGAAUGCGUGGGAGUCAACUAUCUCAAGCAUGUUCAAGAAACAGGGAGCGAAGCACCAAAAUACCCAGUCAUCUUUAAGAAAGCCCCAGACGCACUGGCGGGACCUUUUGAGGAUGUCCCCGUACACCCAGACUGCCAGGGUGAGAUGGAUUAUGAAGCUGAGCUGUGCGCCAUUAUUGGGAAGGACUGCAAGAACGCCACGAAAGAGAACGCAUUGGACUACGUGCUGGGUUACACGGCUGGCAACGACGUCUCUUCACGCUUCUGGCAGCGGAAAGAGAGGUCCGGCGGCCAACAUGGAUCAGCCAAGGGAUUCGACAAGUUUGCUCCCAUUGGUCCUGUCAUCGUUUCGCCCAGUGCCAUCGGAGACCCGCACAACUUGUCUCUUAAAACCAUUGUCAACGGAAUAGACGUUAGACAGGAAGCCAGGACGGACGAUUUGAUCUUCAAGCUGCCCGAGAUCAUUGCCCACCUGAGCAGGGGCACGACUCUGAGGCCAGGAACGGUCAUUAUGUCGGGCACCCCAAGCGGAGUGGCUGCAUAUAUGAAGCCACCCAGAUUCUUGAAGGACGGAGAUGUGGUGGACGUGGAGAUUGAGAAGAUUGGAAGGCUUUCGAACAAGAUGGUCUUUGAGAAGGCGUAG
Messenger RNA from Fonsecaea multimorphosa CBS 102226, 861 nucleotides. RefSeq lists its product as uncharacterized. Gene Ontology annotation, molecular function: catalytic activity. Bases 1 to 861 code for a protein of 286 amino acids. The transcript has 5 exons. NCBI's taxonomy places the organism in Eukaryota, Fungi, Ascomycota, Eurotiomycetes, Chaetothyriales, Herpotrichiellaceae. The record is from RefSeq and is a predicted model, not a curated record.